This is a messenger RNA of Bombyx mori (domestic silkworm), 6320 nucleotides long. RefSeq names its product serine/threonine-protein phosphatase 2A 56 kDa regulatory subunit delta isoform. Gene Ontology annotation, molecular function: protein phosphatase activator activity. NCBI's taxonomy places the organism in Eukaryota, Metazoa, Arthropoda, Insecta, Lepidoptera, Bombycidae. The transcript is spliced from 12 exons. Gene Ontology annotation, cellular component: protein phosphatase type 2A complex; nucleus; cytosol. Bases 119 to 1774 code for a protein of 551 amino acids. The record is from RefSeq and is a predicted model, not a curated record. Gene Ontology annotation, biological process: protein dephosphorylation; signal transduction.
AGCUCAACCAAUCAGAAUAAAGUAUUUGACAACUAAAAUGUAAACUAUCCACGCGAUGUUAAUGUUGAUAAAAAGUUGUAAUUUUAGCUUUAUUUACUAAUUUAUUUUUAUUUUUAGUAUGCCGAAAAAAGAAAAGGAGGCGAUGAAGACUAAAGUAGAAAAAGCUAGAAACGGAGAUACUGAAGCCGAGAGCCGUCCAGAAAAACAGUUGUCAUCGUUAGCGUCUGGUCCACCGCCGCCGGUGACCAUCGUGCCGCGCACAGCUGACGGUCCGCGACCUCCUGGCUGGAACAGCCAACCCCGCAAGCAUGGCUCCAGCAGGUUCAACGUUCAAAAUCACAACCAGGAACUGGUCAAAUUGCCGCCUAUUAAAGAUGCACCCGCGGCAGAAAAAGAACAGCUCUUCGUGCAGAAGCUGCGGCAGUGCUGUCUGCUGUUCGACUUUGCGGACGAGCCACUGUCUGAUCUCAAAUGGAAGGAGGUGAAGAGGGCCGCGCUGCUCGAGAUGGUCGAAUACGUCACGUCGCAGCGAGGCGUCAUCACCGACUCUAUUUACCCUGAAGCCGUUAAUAUGUUCGCGAUCAAUCUAUUCCGGACGUUGCCGCCAUCGUCGAAUCCUAACGGAGCGGAAUUCGAUCCAGAGGAGGACGAACCCACAUUAGAGGCCGCCUGGCCGCAUUUACAGCUCGUCUACGAACUGUUCCUGCGGUUACUCGAGUCUCCGGAUUUUCAGCCAAACAUUGCCAAGAAGUAUAUAGACCAGAAGUUUGUUUUGCAACUCUUGGAGUUGUUCGAUUCUGAGGACCCACGCGAACGAGACUUCCUCAAAACAACUCUCCAUAGGAUAUACGGGAAAUUCUUAGUUCUACGCGCUUACAUAAGGAAACAGAUCAAUAACGUAUUCUAUAGGUUUAUUUAUGAAACGGAACACCAUAAUGGCAUCGCGGAGCUCCUCGAAAUCCUUGGUUCCAUCAUCAAUGGAUUCGCGUUGCCUCUCAAAGAGGAACACAAAUUAUUCUUACUCAGGGUACUACUGCCGCUGCACAAGGCCAAGUCGCUGUCGGUGUACCACCCGCAGCUGGCGUACUGCGUCGUGCAGUUCCUCGAGAAGGACCCCUCCCUCACGCAGCCCGUCGUCAGAGCUCUCUUGAAGUACUGGCCGAAGACUCAUUCGCCGAAGGAGGUUAUGUUCUUGAACGAGAUGGAGGAGAUAUUGGACGUGGUGGAACCGGCCGAGUUCCAGCGCAUCAUGGACCCGCUGUUCAAGCAGCUAGCCAAAUGUGUCUCCAGUCCGCAUUUCCAGGUAGCAGAACGAGCGCUCUACUACUGGAACAACGAAUACAUAAUGUCUUUAAUAUCGGACAACGCGACCCACAUCCUGCCCGUGAUGUUUCCGGCGUUGUACCGGAACACAAAGAGCCACUGGAACAAGACGAUACACGGGCUCGUGUACAACGCGCUCAAACUGUUCAUGGAGAUGAAUCAGAAACUGUUCGACGAGUGCACGCAGCAGUACAAGCAGGAGAAACAGAAAGAGAGGGAGCGACUUCUGCAGCGAGAGGAGAUCUGGCAGCAAAUAGAGGAGAGGGCGCAACGAAACGACCGCGGCUCAGAGCCCGCCGAGACACGCAAGCAGACCUAUAGUAACGCGAACAAGCCCCUCCUCCGCAAGAAAUCGGAGCUGCCCGUGGACAGCAGCGCCGUGCGCGCGCUCGCCGAGCACCGGCGCGCCGACCCCUUCCUGUCCUCGCCGCCCGACAUCAACCACUGCUAGCGACCGCCCGCCGCCCGGACCCACGUUACAACAUUCGGGGAACCAGAGCCAUAAAGUCGGUUAGUUGAACAAUAUUCGGUAGGAGCGCGACCGUCGCACGUCUCCCGGGACGAUCCUCAAUCAUCUAGAUCUUUCGAUUUCUAUUAAUCACGUGAUAUAUCUUGAAACAAAACGAGAGAGAGACUGAACUCAUCUCGCCACAAAAAAAUUGCAUCUCGAGUGUCACAGAACGAUUUACGUAAAGUUAUAGAAAUCAAUCGCGCUCUGGCGACUGGUUGAGACGAAGAACGAUUAAACUGAGUCAAAAAGCGUGAAACGCGCGUCGAGUUCGAGAACGGUACGUCGCGUCCGCCCACGGAAACCUGACCAUGACUUGAAUUACUUGGAUACUUCAUAACAAAUACAUAAAGAACUCGCUUACGCGUUCGAUAAUUUAUUUAUACUACAUUGGACACGUAAUGGAUAGGUUUAUAAUAUACAUACAAACACAGUACUUACGAAUAGCGCUAUUACGGUUAGCAGUGAUCUCUUUCAGACAACCGACGAUGGAAAAAAACAUCAACGGAAAAAUCUGUGACCUUACGACAUUUGUACAUUUACAAAUAUAUAAAAUCUACAUAUCGACGCUUGAAAGGCAAACGUGACUAAGCGACAAUAACUGCUUUGUACAUAAAUGAUAGGCAAUAACCAUAUUCGAUGCGCAAACAAAAUAUAUUUCUAGGUCUAUUAAAAUCAUUUCAAUCCUACAGCUACUAGCUAGAUUCUACUACAGCUAGAUUCGUUAAAAUAAUUUUUGUUUUCAGGUACAUAUUUCAACUUUAAAUUAGUCUACUGUAAAGUUCACGCAUUGUCGCUUAGUCAAGUUUGCCUUUCAAUCGUCGAUAUACAUACAGUCCUACAUCCAACUCUAUAUUUACAUAUAUGUAUAAAUACAUACAUACAUACAUACAUAUAUUUUAUGAUUGUAUUGUGGUUAUACAACGUGGAAAUUCGUUCGUAUAUAUCGUACCGUUUCGAUAACUCGCUUUCAUUAAACCUUUACUUAAUAAUUUUUUUAUAUAAAAUAUUCGAUGUAUUAUUUAAGAGUAUAGAUUUAUACACCAUUCCACUGCAAGUACCACCUGUAAUCGUAUGAUGUUAGUCGAAUUGUUUUAUAUUAUGGUUCGAUUUUUUUAUUAUUAUUAUUGUAAAAACUCAACCAGAAAUCUAUUUUGAAAAUUAACACAAUGUGUUAAGGAACUUGACACAAAAACAAAAAUACAUUUCGGAAUUGACUGUCAAAAAAUGGGUUUUUACAAUCAGUGAUUCAUAAAAUUUAUUGAUAUUACAUACAAAAAAAAAAACAUCUGAUCUACAGUACACUUCUAUACAAAAAAAGUACACGUGUAAAAUUAUUACAAAAUCUUCUUUUUUUUGUCAGUAAAUUUCGUGAGUCAAAAUUAUCUUCCGUGAAUUUGAUAAGCGCUUGACACCGUAUCCGUAAUGUUCGAUGUUGUUUUUUCAUCUAAAUUCAUUUAAUAAUUUAAUUAACGUGUCAUUAAAAAAUUAUAAUAGUGUAUGCAACUCAUUAGUGUUUACAUUUAGAAAUUAAAAUCCACUAAAGCCAUAGUAAUCAUGAACUUUAUUUAUUUAAUUUGUAGAAUACCAAAUAAUGUAUUGUGAAGGUAGUUAAUUUUUAAUUUUCUAUUACGUUAUAAUAUUUACUUUUAUUAUUAUUAUAAUAAUUAUUAUUAUAAAAAAAAUAAAGGGGCACAAGGAACUUGAGUGCUGAUUGCCUUUAAAAGUUAUAAUUUGUUUUAUUUUUUUUAUCUGUUCUUAUAUUUGGAGUCAAAAUAAUAUAAAUUAAUUAGUUUAGUUACACAACGAGGGCUGAAAGACUAUUUGGUUUAAGCGGCAUUUUUAACAACUUUAUAAGAGAGCCAUUGAAAGUUUAAAAUUUGGAUAAAAUCUCAUUUAAAAAAAACUUCAACUAUUUGAAUGGAGUAAACUUAAUGUAAGUUCAAUUAAUAACAUUGAACUGUUGAUGUUAAUCACUACAUAGUAUAACAAAAAACAAAGUCGCUUUCUCUGUCCCUGUAUCUGUCCCUAUGUAUGCUUAAAUCUUUAAAACUACGCAUUUUGAUGCGGUUUUUUUGGAACGAAGUUCCUUAUCGCGCGUUGUGAAAGGGGGCUAGACGGAAAAAAUUCUUACGAAAAGUUGUCACGACACUUUUUAGAUCCGUCAUUCUGACCAAUCAACGUGUAGGCGCUUAUCGCGUGACAUUGCUCGUAUCCGAUUGAUCCGCCUGACAUUGCUCGUAUCCGAUUGGUCCGCGUAAUGCCGUAAUUUAUUAUUAUAACUUUAAAAAAAAAUUACAAUUCCUUCACUAAUUAAUCGAAAGGAACUUCGUUCCAUCCGGGUGUCCCUUGACACCUCUGAAGUUUUUAUUUUUAAUAGAUAGAGUUAUUGAAGAGGAAGGUUUAUAUGUAUAAUAACAUCCAUUGAAUAGUGGAGAAAUCAAUAAUAAAUUACAGUUUCCGAAGCGAAGCGAGGGCGGGUCGCUGGUACCAAAUAAAACGCACCUUUAAUUACAAAAAUAAAUAUCGCUCAAACCAAAUAGCCUUUCAAUCCUCGAUAUAAUAAUAUGUAUAAAAUUUCACAUCAAUACAUAAUCAAUAUUGAUCUGCUAAUCAAAUAUCGUUUGUUAAUAAAAAAAAUUACUUAAAUCACGCAUUGCAGUAUCGUUUUAGUUAGGUUCACUGUUUGCUUCGUGUAGGUAAUAGUCGGUAAUGUGAUGAAUGAUGUAUUUAAAGGGCACCCGAUGUACUGUUGCAUUUCUACUGUGUCUUAUUGAUUUCCGAUCUAGUAGUGCGCUUAGUGCCAAAGUUGUCGGUUUGAGUGUGUCUGAAAACGGGUGAAUCUUAUCAACUGUAGUUAGGGCCGCGGAUACAUACUUACUAGUACUACUACAUAUAUCAAUAAAUGCUGGUCGAUUUUAUCAAAUAAUAUAUUUUGGUCAGCGAUUUAAUUUGGUUUAGUUAUUUGAGGGAGCAGAUACAACUGAACUGAAUUAUUAUGCACUUAUUGUUCGUACUAUUUUUGCGCUCGUGUUAGAAAGAGAAGGAGAAUCUUGCCGAUCGUUUUUUUUUUUAAAUGUAUCAAAAUCAUGCGUUGAAAAUUUUCGAGAAUUCCAUUCAUUAUUUAGGCAAAAAAUAUUUAUUUAUUAAAAAAAACAUUUUAACUAGCGCAUAUAAAGUUUAUAGACCAUGUUAUUUUGUCUGAUUGUCUCAAUGAGAAAUGUGUGCGUGAAUUUUUUGAAGGACCGGAAGUAGACAUUUAUUUCCCUUAUACUAUAUAUUUACAUUUGAUACAGACCUUUGAUUGUAAAAUAAAUUUAUUAACGAUAACUUAUUGUUUAUCACUAAUUCAUAUGUCUGCAUCUACUGGAGUGAAAGUUAAAAAUACGUAGGUUUCUGUUUCAAAAUGGUUUUCAAUAUUUGUAUACAACGCGAAUUGAUUUUAAGAAAAAGGGGAAUAUAACCUUUAUUUGUUAAUGGAGCUUAUAUGAAAAUAUGUUUAACUUAGUUUGGGUUAUUGUUGUAGACAGAAUAUAGGAGUGGGACUCUGUAUCCAUAGACGGGCACUGCUUCGAGACUGAAUGUUAAGAGACGGAUUCUAUACUAUACUAUUACUAUAUACCUACUACUAUACUAUACUAUUUCACAAAUUCACUUGUGCACUAUAUUCUCAUAUAAAAAUCUUCCGUGUCUAUUUCAUUCGAUUCUAAUAUUUAUCACUUAAAAUAUUGAUUUCUUUUAUUUUUUGUACAAAUUUUCCAAUCUAAUUUCUUUAAUACAGCUAUUGUCAAUAUAUCACUGUACGGUUUCAUAACCGUUUUUUUUUUCUUUUUCUUUUCAUAACUAAUCUAAAAUGUUCGAACAGAACUUAGGCAUAUUUAUAAUGUAAAAUUUGUAUAGUAUAAUACAACUUACUCAUAAGUCAAGUGGCCGUAUCGGACAAUUAAAAUAUUUAAUAAAUAAAAAAUGUAAUUAGGAUUAAUAGUAUUUAAAAUAAUAAUAAUAAUAAAAUAUUAUAAUAUCUAUUUGGCGAAACGCUUCUGGUAAGCUAAUGUGUGCAAUUUUUAUAUGCGUGCUGUUCGGUCACUUGACGUAAUAAUUAACGCUAGUUACACAUAAUAGACACGACAUAUAUUCGUUUUGUAUUUUUAAAGACAUCCCAAUGAAUCUGCCAUCAAUCGAAUUUAUUUCUAAUAAAUAUCUACAUAUGUAUAUUAUAUUAUAAUAUAGAAAUAUAUAUUUGUGUGUAACUAGCGCGAUUAAAUUCUAAGUAGUUCUAAUUUCAGUUGUCUUAAAUGUGUGUAUGUACGUACGGACUGACGUCACCAUAGCAAUAUUUUGCAAAAUGCUGUUCAUGAAAUUGAUAAAUUUUGUAUAAAAGCAUAUUUAUAACGGUAAUAUAUGUAACUGUUGAUAACAGAAUAAUGGUAACAGACAACAUAUUGUAAGGUGCUUAUGAUUAUCGUUAUAAUACAAAGUUGUGCAUAUA